CAUGCUGGACGCGCGAGCGCGACGUUGUCUCUCUUCCGUUCUUCCUGCUGAACCGCUGCGCCGGCUUUUCUCUCGCGUUUUAUAUCUUGAGUUUAUAAUUUUUUUUUCUUUACUCAUUCGCUACGUCGACGCCGCGUCAGGUGCGCGCGCGUGCAACCGGCUCUCUUCAUGUGGGGCUUCUGGUGCUGGCUUUGCAAGAAAGCGUUCUCGGACUACACGAGAAAGCAGUGGAAUCGCUUGGUGAAUUGCUCGCGGAUAAGAAGUAUCAGAAACUUGGGCGGACAGAGGAAGAACAGAUCGAAGAAGAAUGAAGAUACUCUGGUUGAACUGUAUUGAAACUCUCGUUGUAAUUGAGAGAGUUGAUAAAGUGCAGCUGUGUUAUUGGUAGAGACUUAAUUAGGGAGACUGUAAAGAAAAGAAAAUUUCGAUCAUCUUAAGGUGAAGGAAAUAAAUAAGAAGGACCAGCCAAGCUGGCAGGAUGAGGGUAAGUCGAUCAAGUCCAAGAAAACAACAACAGCAGCAGCAACAACAUCGUCGUGAACCGAGACAGCGACUCGGCUGCGUCGAUGAGAGGUAGUGUCGAGAUAUGCCCGGAUGCAGCGGCGGCGCGCAGCUCGCAUCCAUGACGGGCUCGACGGACCUGGGGCCGAUCCAGCCCCAACAGGACUCGGCGCCCCUGCUCGACGACAGUCUCUUCGCCGACGACAGACGAGGCUACUCCUCGGCCAGGAGGAAGAUGACGCCACCGACAGGCGGAGGCUUGCCGGUUCAGUUGACGCCCCUCUGGGAAUAUGUCGUGCGAACGAAAAAGUUCCCGCGAGACGUGGACGUCGCGACGAUCUUCGAGGAGAUAUCGCAGCGUCUCCGGGACCCCGAGUGGGAGGUCCGUCAACACGCGUUGCGUGUCCUCGUGGACGUGCUGCCCACCUUCGGUCCCAAAGAGAUCGACGAGGUGGCGGCGCUAGUUCUGUCCGACCUCGUCGACAACCUCGGCAAUCCGGCGCCUGCCGUCAGGAAGGGCUCGCUGGACGCCCUGAGGAUCUAUCUGCUGCACACGCCUCGAAGGGAUGAGAUGACCACGAAAAUCCUUCACGACGGCAUGAAUCGACCGGACGUGCUCGACGACUACCAGACCAGCAUCGCGACAGGUGUGAUUCUGAGCACUCCACUCUUGCUGUUUGCAUCGCGAUCGAGUACACGACCUGGAAGCGAAGUCGUACGAGCUGCUACGCAAGCUCUCGCUAUGAGACUCGUCCAGGUGACGCAUCAGGAGUCGGCUUUGCGAUCUUUAGCCAAGAUCCGAGAAGCUAUCGGAGAAGAGGAGUUUGCGGGGUAUCUGAAGGAGGUGGACGAUAGCAUGAAGAGGAAUUUUGAUCUGCUGUGCGAUGUCUAUGGGAUCAAGAGGAGCUCGCCGACUGACAAGAGGAAGAGGCCGAGGUCGAGAACAAAGCAACGGUCUGCUGACAAGUCGCAUCGAAAGGACUCGGUCGAGGAGUCGAUCAAGGACGUCGUGGCAACGGACAAGAGCUGGGAGAGCGAGGAAGAUUCGGACACUUCGGGAAUCGCUGAGGGGGACGAGGAGGGAAGCGCGGUGUCGAGGUUGGGCUCCUCCGGAGGUAUCACCUCGGCGAGGGUCGUGCUGGAGACCGAGAUCAAGUUCAACGAGGAAACGGCUAUCACGAUGACGAUACUGGAGGAACAGGAUAAGGAAAAGGAGGGGGACAGCGAGGAGGAGGAAGAAGACGAGGAGGAUGAGGAUUACGAUGAGGGUCAGGAGGCUGAUGGGGAGGUAGAGGCUGCGGACGAGGAUGACCCCCUGGGGAGGAGGAAGACACCGAGACGCGUACACUUCGGCGGCGAGAUCGUCAAGCUCCGCACUCCCGACAGCGAAGACGCCGAGUCAGUCUUCUCGGACGUUUACCUGCAACCUCAGCAACUUCCUCGUACGAGAAUACCCUUGCCCGUGUCACCGGCCACCAGGUUACCACCUCAACAGCCGCGUCGCGUCAGAUCAUCUUCGCAGCCUAGCGUUUCUCGGAGACAGCCCAGACACAGGCAGAAAAGAUCCGCAUCGAGUAGUCCUAGGAGAGAGAUCUACGUGCACGACGCAAACCUCAGCCCGAAGAAGAGCAUUUUGAGCAAGAGUUCGGAUUUUGGCGAUCGGCAGACGAGAUCUCAUCGAUCUCGACGAGACUCCAUCACGCCGCUCACUUCACCUCGAAUCGUUAUCCAGGAGAUCGAUCCUCCCGAGGAGCCGUCCUUUCUUGUCUGUGAGGAAUCGCGGUCGCCACCUUCUCCUAAAAUUGAAGAAAGCGUUCUACUGGGACAGGCAAGAUCAGCCAGUCCCAGUCCCAGCGUUAUACUGGGUGACGUUUGCAUGGAUCCGGAUAAGAUGAGGGACAAUAUCGACAGCAUAUUCGGCGACAGAAGUGGACUCGAGUUUCAGGAAAAAAUUCAGAAGGACCACGAGAACAUGAUGCGAUCGGUAUACAGAUCAAGAUCGGCACUGGAGAAGACCACCAAGUUCGAUUGGAUGGACGAAGACGGGUCGAUCAGUCCUGGUCGAGAAAGACGACGCAGUUCGUCAGCCAAAAGCGCCGGAUUCGAAGUGUUUCCACGUCAAGAGCGAAACUACAUCCUCAUGGAGCUAUCGAGUCCCACGAAAGACUUGAGUAGACGAGCUUCACUGGAAGACAAUCAAAUGGGUGAAACUCCUGUAAAUGAUAGCUCCAAACCUUCCGAACAAACCUAUCCCAACGGAGAGAAAGAUAAAACUGAAGAUCCACCCAAAAGUGAAAGUGAACAAGUUAUACCGGAAACGAAAACCGAGGAAUCGCAGGUGGAUUCGAACAAAACCGCGGAAAGUGAUAAGGCCGAAGAACGUGAAAAUAACAAGGAAGAAACGGAUGCUCAACUUGGAAUAAUCGACGACGAUCUGGAGAAAUCGGCGCUGGACGCCAAGGAACGAUCGUCCGACAGCAGCAGCGAUGGAGAUUGGAAACCAAAGGAACCAAGCUGGGAAGAGCUGGGCCUCGUUGACGAGGAGAUUUUGAACGAUUUUCACAAUAAGGAUGACUGGCGAGCCCGCGUUCGAGGCCUGGAGCGAAUCGCCUCUGCCCUUCGAGCACCACCGGCGCUGGAAGCCGUUGAACCGAGGCUGGGCUCGUUGCUACACGCGGUGCUUGGCGGCGAAAGGAGCUGUCGCGUUGCCGCCGCUGGACUCGCCGUUGCCAGGGUCCUGCUGACCGGAGUAUCCGAAGACGCCCUGAAAGAUCGUCUAUCCCUGAUCGCCUGGGGACUGGCUCGACAAGGUGGUCCGAACGCAGCUCACCUUGCCAGGCUCGUCAUGCUUCGAACCAGUCCCGGACUGUUCGUCGAGAAGUUACUUCAACCGCAGUGCAUAGGCGCCAGAAACGCAAAGAUGCGGGAAAACACUUUGCAGCUAUUCAUAUUCUCCCUGGUUACGUUUCCGAGCACCGAGUUCAAGGUGAAGUCCGCUAUCGACAAGGUGGUAGCAAUGGUCGGCGAUCGUCGUAAAAGAGUUCGAUACUCUGCCCUUGACACCCUGGCGGUGAUGUCACAAAUUUACGAUUCCGAGGACAUUCUGGAAGCGAGUAAACGGUUUACCAAGGGAAAACAGGAUGGACAGACAUUCCACACGGCUAUUAAAACUCGAUUGUCACGAAAGUUGCUACCCACAGUUUCGGUCGAUGGACUUGUCGUUUAUGGCCUUCAAAUAUCGUCAAACUCGCCACAUACUGGGGCUGAUGUGGAGUGGAUAGAAGCCGGCAGUGGCUCAGUUUCGCCAGGCACUGGACGAACGAGAGGACAAUUAAUCGCUAUGUCAAGAAUGGAAAACGAGCAAAGUAUUAACAAAAAACUGAGGAAUCGUCCCGUGAGUGAACACAGCAUAUUGGGCGGUUCAGGUUUGCUGGAAAAGAGUGAAAGAACAGCAUCUUGGAAAUUGUUGCCGCAAUCAGAUUCGAAUGAUAAACAAAAUCAAGACAUAAAAUCGAAAAAGAUCGGUCGUGCUUCAAAGUCAGCUGAUAUAUCCAAAGUCACCACAUCAGAAUUUGACUAUCACAAAGAACAAACUGACGAAAGAGUCAACAAAAAUUAUAAACCCUAUGCAACUCCAAAGCGAAGUGACCGGAACUCGGAGCGUCAGAUUAACAACGAAUCCAAAGCAGAAAGUGGAGAUUAUUCAACUCAGGCUCGAACAAACAACAGUCCUUCGGUGCCUAAGCAAGAAUCUCGAAUACCCAUCUACACUGGCGAUCGUACCCCAACAGCGAAGGCUGCCGCUGCGGAGAUGAACAGCGGGAGUCGUGAGAGGAGUCCAGCCGAUGCAGCGAUCCGUAGAGACAAGCGAAAUGUCGAUUACGGUGAUGACAACGGUUAUUUGAGCAUCCACCAGAGAAGAAAGCUUCACGCUGUGAGAAGUGCAGUUCCUCGAACGAAUCAUGCUUACGACAACGGUUACCGUUAUGACAAAUCUCUGGAGGAUAUGGACGAGUUGCAAACGAAAUUCAGGGAAGAUAGAAGACAUUCUCCACUUCGGGAUUUUAAGGAGAACGAUCGGCGAACUUCUAUGAGCUAUGAAAAAUUGAAUAAAAACUUUGAUACUGUUAUAAAAAAUUCUCGGGCAGGUCUGAGGAGUGUUCCUCAUUAUCAGUAUUCUUCGAAAGUGACGGAAACGUAUGAAACGAUCUACCAAAGGCAACGACGUUCGAAAAAAGAAAGAUCGUCUCGAUCCUAUGUCACCUCACCAAAUUCGCUCUCCUAUGGAUACGAUUAUGAAGGAUACGGAAAUAGGAGGGCGCAAGUCGAAAAUUUCCAGGACAAAAAUACAAUAAAGGAGUCAAAGGCGGAUCAACGAAGUCCACACAGGAGGCGGAUGUUUGUCUCACCCUUCGACGAUCGCACUAACGAAAAAACUAUGCGAACACUCGACAAAGACGCAGACCAAGAGACGGACACCAGCAGCACAGUGGAGCGUAACUUCAGGGCGGACUCGGGCCGAACGCUGAGCAAGUCAGCGGGUAGUCUCCUGGGCUCGCCUCGUCACGAUGGAGGAGAAGCGCGAUCCAACAGCGGAAGCAGUUCGUCCUCGAAUCGAUCGUCUGGUGUCCGUAGAGUGCGGGUGUCGAGUAGUAAGAACAGCAGCAGACAUCAGACGGCGACGAUUUUACCGGUGCAAGCCGAAAGCGACGAGUCGAACGUUGUUGCCAGAUCCGAAGAUAAGGCCUUCGACGUUAUCUCCGCCAAGAGCCAUUCCACGCGACGCAAUACGCCCGACGCUACAUCAAUCCGCACGGAAAUCGAGGAAGAUCUCCGCACGACGUCGGGCAGCGAGGAUCACCCCCUAACGACUCGUAACCACUUCGAAACAUCGUCAUCGGCGAGUGCCGAUUCCGUAGACGGCGGCAAUUCCAAACGUAGGUCGGCGGACUCUCUGCGUCAACGCAGACUGUCGGUGGCCGAGCCGGAGGAUGAAUCGCCCAAGGGCAAUGAUCUACAGCCGGCCAAGUGCAACGGCUAUGCCGCUGUCGGCGAUCGAUCGUCGGCCAGUAGCAACGGGGCAGCCGCGUCUCGGCCGGGAAGCGCCAGGCUGAACGGCAGUCCGGCCAGGUCGAUGGUGGGAAUGAACGGCGUAAACGACAACGGAAGAGAGCCGUCGGAGUCUCCCGAGGAAGACGCCGCCUUUGAAACCUUGGACUUCCGAAACGCAGCGAGAGAAACGCCGAGCGCCACGUCGAUAGUUGUCACCUCACCGGUUCGAUCGAGGGGGUCGUACGAGUACGACAACGACCUGCGAAAUACCGACUCGAAUAUCACUCUUUAUAGCUGCACUAGCGUAAUUAUGUCGCCGAAAAGUUCGAGCCCGAAGCGUUUCAUAAGCGAGGAUCCACCGUCCAAGGACACCGACGACUCCGACGAGACUCCACCUCUGCCAAUCGGUUUCGACAACGUCAGUCGAGCCCCGACCGAAAGCUCAGACGCCGGCACCGACGAGACCGACGACGUCAGCAUCAAGCCACAGCCGUCACGACUACCGACGCCGAUCGACUUGCCGCGAAGACUGUGCAAGGUGUCACCUUGCAAAAUGCGACCACAGGCCAACUGCUAUAGGGCGGCAUCGGUACCCGCCACUCGACACCCCGAGAAGAUGUCGAAACAGGUUCAACAGUGCUUUACUCAACUGGAAAGCAAAGACUGGGAAGUGACGUUGAAGGGCCUGAGGACGCUAUCUCAGAUAGCCAGAGAUGAACCGGAACAACUGGACGCCUGUGCUCCUGGACUACUAGCUCGAGUACUCGGCAAAAACGUGAAAAAUUUGCGCUCUCAAGUGGCUCGAGUCGCCUGUUUCGCGGCCGGCGAAGUGUUUGCCGCGCACGUCCGGGGAAUCGAUCAGGAUCUGGAUGAAAUCGCUGGACCUUUGCUGCACAGAACCGCCGAUACCAACAGGUUCCUUCGCGAGGACUGCAACGUGGCUUUGGACAGCAUGAUCGAGCAUUUCCCACCGAAUCGCACGAUCAUGACUAUAGCCAAUCGGGGAGCCAGUCAUCAGAACACGAUCGUCCACGCGACGACGGCGAGACUUCUGUACGUAAUUGUCAGUGAAAUAGGACCGGAAAAUGCAAUGAAUCUGCCCAGGGAAGUCAAGGAUAAACUGUUCGCCACGACUGCGAAGUUACUGACUGAUGGAAAUUUACAAGCGAGAAAACACGCUAAGGAAACGUUCCGGAUGUUAUCACGUUGCGACGGAUUCCGUAAAGCCCUGACCGACGCCGUCCCGGAAAGUACCCUACGACUCAUCGACAAGACCCUUCGAUCUCUCUAGACAACCUGUAAAUAACCCAAGAAAAUCCAACGAGACUCUGAGUCUAACCUCGUGUACCAGAGACACUCUGAAAGCUUUAUCUAAAUUCCGUCCACGUAUAAGCAGAUACCAGCAAUCGAUUUUACUCAUCAGAAACUUUCAGAAUGUCUAUACCACAUAAAGCGUGCAAUAUUUCGCGAAAACCUAUAACAUACAAAUAUAAGUGUUUCUUGAAUGGAAAAAAGCGCAAAUUAAGCGCGAUCAUUUUAUAUUCGUAUCGUACGAUUCUUUUUUAUACCAACUUGUAUAGAAGACAGAAGAGGUGGUAAUAGGAAGAGCUGCUACGAAUCGCCAUCGAUAUAUCAACUAAUUUAGUGCCUUUUGCUGUUCGCGAAGAAAAUGUGUUUGAUUUUGACGAACCUCCAUUGUAUACUCCGCGCACAUUAUUCGUUUUGUGAUGUACUAAAUAAUACAACGUGAUCAUUUGAUGACAACAGAAUUUUAUGUGUCGAUUCGCUCAAAUCAUUUCUCUUGCGGCUUUUAUUUGUUGUUUUAUUAGUGAAUUUAUCGAGGGAAACAUAAAAGUGAAGUUUUUAAUUUCACCUUUUAUCAAUUAUAGCCUUGCAUAAGUUCAUCGGCUCAUUCACUUGAGCCACAUGAAACUGAUCAAGGUUUGAAGUUUCUUGAAAAAAAUGUACCAUUGCCUUGGGCAAUGUUACUUUUUUGUAAAUUUGUAAGUUAAUUAUUUAAAUAAUUUCUAAUAUAUUUAAAUUGUAAAUCGUUACAUUCAUUAAGUGUUAUGACAUCUGAAUUCUAUAUUGUAAAUAGUCAUGUACUCGACAGCAGCUCGUACUAUUAAUUAUAAAUAGUAGAAUAAUAAUAUGUUUGUUUUUUAAACGAAUAAUUUUUUUUGCAAAUUGAAAUUUUUAAUAAAUAAAUCCAUUUUUA
This is a messenger RNA of Nasonia vitripennis (jewel wasp), 7771 nucleotides long. RefSeq lists its product as uncharacterized. Bases 587 to 6844 code for a protein of 2085 amino acids. The record is from RefSeq and is a predicted model, not a curated record. Gene Ontology annotation, cellular component: cytoplasmic microtubule; cilium. Gene Ontology annotation, biological process: microtubule cytoskeleton organization. The transcript has 31 exons. Gene Ontology annotation, molecular function: microtubule binding. Lineage: Eukaryota; Metazoa; Arthropoda; Insecta; Hymenoptera; Pteromalidae.